AUGGCUGUCAAUAUGGCCGAUGAGGAACUCUUCAAACGGGCCAUAUCUGGGUAUCGGGACGCUUUCUUGGAUCGGCAUUCUCACCUCUCGGAAGCAGAGCGCAACGAACUUUGGAGUGAGCAAUUAAAUCAGUUCAUGCCCACCGCAGCCGCUGCAUCUUCCCCCAGCUACCGCCCGGUUUCUGGCUCUGGCAUCCUUGACAAUGAUGGUUCAUCUCUCGAGAAAUCUGGGAAACGGACUCGACAGGAUACUCCGCGGACUCUACCUGGUUCUGGUCUUCCUCCAACGAAACGACGAGUCACCUCCCUGGAUUGA
Aspergillus oryzae RIB40 is the source of this 315-nucleotide messenger RNA. RefSeq lists its product as uncharacterized. Lineage: Eukaryota; Fungi; Ascomycota; Eurotiomycetes; Eurotiales; Aspergillaceae. The record is from RefSeq and is a predicted model, not a curated record. The coding region runs from base 1 to 315 and encodes 104 amino acids. The transcript is spliced from 2 exons.